AUGGAUUACAGGUAUGAGCUACUGAACCUGGCCCCAAACUGGAAACUUGUAGCUUUUGGAGUCUGGAGCUCCGGCGUGUUCGAGUUGAAGCUGCAGGAGUUCGUCAACAAGAAGGGCUUGCUGGGGAACCGCAACUGCUGCCGCGGGGACGCGGGCCCGCCCUGCGCCUGCAGGACCUUCUUCCGCGUGUGCCUGAAGCACUACCAGGCCAGCGUGUCCCCCGAGCCGCCCUGCACCUACGGCAGCGCCGUCACCCCGGUGCUGGGCGUCGACUCCUUCAGCCUGCCCGACGGCGGCGCGGGCCCCGACGCCGCCUUCAGCAACCCCAUCCGCUUCCCCUUCGGCUUCACCUGGCCCGGCACCUUCUCUCUGAUUAUUGAAGCCCUCCACACAGAUUCUCCAGACGACCUGGCAACAGAAAAUCCAGAAAGACUCAUCAGCCGCCUAGCCACACAGAGGCAUCUGACAGUGGGUGAGGAGUGGUCUCAGGACUUACACAGCAGUGGCCGGACAGACCUCAAGUAUUCCUACCGCUUUGUGUGUGACGAACAUUACUACGGGGAAGGCUGUUCUGUGUUCUGCCGCCCCAGAGAUGACGCCUUUGGCCACUUCACCUGCGGAGAGAGAGGGGAGAAGGUGUGCAACCCCGGCUGGAAAGGCCAGUACUGCACCGAACCCAUCUGCCUGCCAGGGUGCGAUGACCUGCACGGAGUCUGUGACAAGCCCGGGGAGUGCAAGUGCAGAGUGGGGUGGCAGGGCCGGUACUGCGACGAGUGCAUCAGGUACCCAGGCUGUCUGCAUGGCACCUGCCGGCAGCCCUGGCAGUGCAACUGCCAGGAAGGCUGGGGCGGCCUCUUCUGCAACCAGGACCUAAACUACUGCACACAUCACAAACCCUGCAGGAAUGGUGCCACCUGCACUAACACAGGCCAGGGGAGCUAUACGUGCUCCUGUAGGCCCGGAUACACUGGUGCUAACUGUGAGCUGGAAGUCGAUGAGUGUGCCCCCAGCCCCUGUAGGAAUGGAGGGAGUUGCACGGAUCUUGAGGACAGCUAUUCCUGCACCUGUCCACCUGGCUUCUACGGCAAGGUCUGUGAGCUGAGCGCCAUGACCUGUGCAGAUGGCCCCUGCUUCAAUGGGGGGCGAUGCUCCGACAACCCAGACGGAGGCUAUGCCUGCCGCUGCCCCGCGGGCUUCUCCGGCUUCAACUGUGAGAAGAAGAUGGAUCUCUGCAGCUCCUCUCCCUGCUCCAACGGUGCCACCUGUGUGGACCUUGGCAGUGCCUACUUGUGUCGCUGCCAGGCUGGCUUCUCCGGGAGACACUGUGAGGACAACGUGGACGACUGUGCCUCCUCCCCCUGUGCGAAUGGGGGCACCUGCAGGGACGGUGUGAACGAGUUCUUCUGUACCUGCCCGCCCGGCUACACAGGCAGGAACUGCAGCACCCCUGUCAGCAGGUGUGAGCACGCUCCCUGCCACAAUGGGGCCACCUGCCACCAGCGGGGCCAGCGCUAUGUGUGCGAGUGUGCCCAGGGGUACGGGGGCCCCAACUGCCAGUUCUUGCUCCCUGAGCCUCCGCCGGGCCCCGUGGUGGUGGACCUCACGGAGAAGUUUGUGGAAGGCCAGGGCGGGCCGCUCCCCUGGGUGGCUGUGUGUGCAGGGGCAGUGCUCGUCCUGCUGCUGCUGCUAGGCUGUGCUACCACCGUGGUCUGCGUCCGGCUGAGGCUGCCAAAACACCGACCGCCGGCGGACCCCUGCCGGGGGGAGACCGAAACCAUGAAUAACCUGGCCAACCGCCAGCGUGAGAAGGACGUCUCGGUCAGUGUCAUCGGGGCCACACAGAUCAAGAACACCAACAAGAAGGCGGACCUCCAGGGGGACCAGGGAGCCGGCAAGGGUGGCUUCAAGGCCCGGUACUCAGCGGUGGACUAUAACCUUGUGCAGGACAUCAAGGGCGAUGAAGCCGCGAUCAGGGAUGCACACAGCAAGCGGGACACCAAGUGCCAGCUGCAGGGCUCUGCAGGGGAGAAGUGCACCCCAACAAUCAGGGGUGGGGAAGCACCUGAGAGAACAAGGCCUGAGUCUGUCUACUCCACUUCAAAGGACACCAAGUACCAGUCGGUGUACGUCAUAUCUGAAGAGAAGGACGAGUGCGUCAUAGCAACUGAGGUGUAAGAUGGAAGUGAUAGAGCAAAGUUCCCAUUUCUCUUAAAAUAAAUAAAAUUCCAAGGAUAUAGCCCCAACGAAUGCUGCUGAAAGAGGAAAGGGAGACCCCAGGGACUGCUGCUGAGAAACAGGUUCAGGCCGAGCUGGUUCUCCUCCUGGAGUUGGCAGAGCCGCCCAACACUGCCGGGCCCGUGGCUCUGGAUGCCGUUGCCCAGCCUGCUGGAUGUUCCGUUGCACUAUGAACAGUUGCUUUUCAGAGUAUAUAUUUAAACGGACGGACUUAAUAUGCAUAGGAAGCAUGCACUGCCCAUGUGUCUAUCUUGGAGUUUUAUGAGCCAGUCUUUUCUUGAACUAGAAACACAACUGCCUUUAUUGUCCUUUUUGAUACCGAAAUGUGUUUUUUUCUAGAUGGAAAAAACGUGUGUUAUUUUUUAGACUUGUAAAAAUAUUUUUCACAAUAUCUGUAAAGCUCGAGUAUUUUGUGAUGUUCGUUUUUUAUAAUUUAAAUUUUGGUAAAUAUGUACAAAGGCACUUCGGGUCUAUGUGACUAUAUUUUUUGUAUAUAAAUGUAUUUAUGAAAUAUUGUGCAAAUGUUAUUUGAGUUUUUUACUGUUUUGCUAAUGAAGAAAUUCCUUUUAAAAAUAUUUUUCCAAAAUAAAUAUUAUGAAUGACAACCGGCA
Dipodomys ordii (Ord's kangaroo rat) is the source of this 2846-nucleotide messenger RNA. It is a transcript of the gene Dll1, whose product is annotated as delta-like 1 (Drosophila). Gene Ontology annotation, biological process: cell communication; multicellular organism development; Notch signaling pathway. Gene Ontology annotation, molecular function: calcium ion binding; Notch binding. The transcript is spliced from 11 exons. Gene Ontology annotation, cellular component: membrane. The coding region runs from base 1 to 2175 and encodes 724 amino acids. Lineage: Eukaryota; Metazoa; Chordata; Mammalia; Rodentia; Heteromyidae. The record is from RefSeq and is a predicted model, not a curated record.